Mesocricetus auratus (golden hamster) is the source of this 3437-nucleotide messenger RNA. RefSeq names its product DNA polymerase iota (gene Poli). Lineage: Eukaryota; Metazoa; Chordata; Mammalia; Rodentia; Cricetidae. The record is from RefSeq and is a predicted model, not a curated record. The coding region runs from base 1260 to 3170 and encodes 636 amino acids. Gene Ontology annotation, molecular function: damaged DNA binding; DNA-directed DNA polymerase activity. The transcript is spliced from 9 exons. Gene Ontology annotation, biological process: translesion synthesis.
CCAGUGAUCAUAAAAUUAGCCUCAAGUAUGAUUUAUUUUUCUGAUUUAUUAGCCAUAUGAAGUCAAUUUUUGGAGACAUUUUUAGGAAUUUGGUUGGUAGUCAUAUUUGCUUUGCUACCAAGAGUAAAUGUACCAAGUCUUGUCCCAUCAAUAAAUAUGAUCGCAUUAGCAUAGGCAAUGUGUGCACAGGAACCAGAAUGAGCUCUUAGUAGAUGUAGCAGCUCACUUCUGUAGACACAUAAUGAACUCUUAGAUGUAGCUCACUUCUGUAGGCACGUACCUUAAGUAAGGAAAACAGCAUUUCUUUCAUGCAUAUAGGAAGGGCCGUUUAAUUAAACACAAAGGGCAGUGUUUGUUUCCUUGCUGUUUCAUCUUGUGCCUGCCUCAGUUUUAUAAAUCACAGUCCAUCCCGAUGAUUUCCUGAAGAACAAAGGAAUGACUAGGUUUUAGUUCUCUGAGAUGAGGCUAAAUCUUUAAACUUCUCCAAGAGGUCAAGCAUUUAAAUUAGGGGAUCAGUUUUGUUUUUUGUUUUUUCCUUCUGAAAACGUUUCUAGUUAGCACAGAUGCCCAGUAGUUACUUUGAACCCACAGGUAUUAUGUGGUUAAGAAGUAGUUAUUAAGUGGUUAUCUUGAACUGAGGAGUGUGAGUGCUUACCCAGCUUUUAUUGAUAAAUGUGCAAGCAGCUCAGGCCAAGACCUGCUAUGGGGAGCCCUUUUAGCUAAGGAGUUACAAAUCAGGUCCAUAUAUAUAUAUAUAUAUCUCACUUCGACUUUUAGGCAUUAUCAAGUAUAUGAAAAAUGUAUCAGCAAAACUAAUUUUGAUUUGUCUUAGAAUGUCAGAUUUAAAUAUAUGCAGCAAGAAUGGGUAUAGAUUUUUCUUUUCCAUAUAUUCACUCUGCAUAUUGCAGAUGACUAUUACAUUGUCAUGAAGCAAUCAACUUGAGUAAAAAGAGAAAAAGGAAUAAUUUUAGCAAUCUUAAAUGCCUGGUAAUUUUUAAAAAAAUGUAUUCUAUAGGUGGUCAUAGUGUUGUCAGUUUCAAAAGGAAGCCUAAAAUAAUUCCUCUUGGUAAAAGUACAAAUUAUUUUGAGCUGUAGUUCAUUGCUUAGGGCGUUCAAUGGGACAAGAGCUCUCAUGACUGCUGUGGUUUGGAUCCUAGAAUAUUGCUCAUAUUCACUGGCAGUUUGCUCAGGGUGUUCAACAGAAAUACUUGGUGGUUACUUGCAACUAUGAAGCCAGGAAACUUGGAGUUAAAAAACUUAUGACUGUCAGAGAUGCAAAAGAAAAGUGUCCCCAGCUGGUCCUCGUGAAUGGAGAAGACUUGAGUCGCUACAGGGAGAUGUCAUAUAAGGUCACAGAACUGUUGGAGGAAUUUAGUCCAGUUGUUGAGAGACUUGGAUUUGAUGAAAAUUUUGUGGAUCUAACAGAAAUGGUUGAGAAGAGACUCCAGCAGCUCCCAAGAGAUGAGAUUCCAUCAGUGACCGUGUCCGGCCAUGUUUACAAUAACCAGUCUGUAAACCUGCACAACAUCACCCAUGUGAGACUUGUGGUUGGAUCACAGAUUGCUGCAGAGAUGCGGGAAGCCAUGUAUCAUCAGCUUGAGCUCACUGGCUGUGCUGGAGUGGCUCCCAAUAAACUAUUGGCAAAGUUGGUUUCUGGUGUUUUUAAACCAAAUCAGCAAACAGUCUUAUUACCUGAAAGCUGUCAAGAUCUCAUUCACAGUUUGAACCACAUAAAGGAAAUGCCUGGUAUUGGCUAUAAGACUGCCAAACGUCUUGAGGUGCUGGGAAUCAAUAGUGUGCGUGAUCUCCAGACCUUUUCAGUCAAAACAUUGGAAAAGGAAUUAGGGAUUUCAGUUGCUCAGCGCAUCCAGAAGCUCAGUUUUGGAGAGGACAACUCUCCUGUCACACCUUCAGGGCCACCACAGUCCUUUAGUGAAGAAGAUACAUUUAAAAAGUGUUCAUCAGAAGUUGAAGCUAAAACUAAGAUUGAAGAACUGCUUUCCAGCCUUUUGAAGAGAGUAUGCCAUGAUGGAAGGAAGCCCCAUACAAUAAGAUUAGUCAUCCGUCGGUACUCUGAGAAACACUGUAAUCGUGAGAGUCGCCAGUGUCCUAUUCCUUCCCACGUCAUUCAGAAGUUAGGGACAGGAAAUUAUGAUGCAAUGACUCCCCUGGUUGAUAUCCUUAUGAAACUUUUUCGAAAUAUGGUAAACGUGAAGAUGCCAUUCCACCUUACUCUUCUCAGUGUGUGCUUCUGCAAUCUGAAAGCACUGAACACUGCUAAGAAGGGGCCCAUGGAUUUCUACUUAACGUCUUCCCUGUCAACCACGUCCCACUCCGGCAAGCGCAGUUUUAAAGUGAAAGACAGUCACAAUGAAGACCUUUACAAAGAGAAAGAAGCAAACUGGGAUUGUCUCCCAAGUAGAAGAAUUGAGAGUAUGAGAACUGGGGAAUCCCCACUGGAUACCACGUAUCUUUCAAAAGAAAAAGACACAAGUGACUUUCCGCUCCAGACCCUUCCUGAGGGUGUUGACCAAGAAGUCUUUAAGCAACUUCCAGCAGACAUUCAAGAAGAGAUCCUUUCUGGAAAAUCCAGAGACAGUCUCCAAGGGAAAGGAAGUUUAAGUUGUCCACUGCAUGCCUCUAGAGGAGUAUUGUCUUUCUUUUCUACAAAGCAAACGAAAGCUGCUGCCUUAAACCCCAGAGAUACUGUGUCUACUGGCAAACGGGUAUCGGCUGUGUCUCCCUGCGAGCCAGGAACAUCAGGAUUGAGUACCAGUAGUGCUUCCCAUCCAUCAUGUGGAAAGGAUUGUUCUUAUUAUAUAGAUAAUCAGUUAAAAGAUGAGCGCAUGAGUCAAGGACCUAAAGAGUCUCAAGGAUUCCACUUUUCCAAUACAAACCCUGCUGUUUCAGUGUUUCAUUCAUUUCCAAAUCUGCAGAGCGAGCAACUUUUCGUCAAACACCGCCCUGCAGAUAGUCACAAGCAGACAGUAGCCACCACGUCUCAUCAAGGACUAGUAGAAAAUAGAGAGCAAGAUUCUGCCGAUGAAAAACUUACUUUCCCAUCUGAUGUUGAUCCUCAAGUUUUCUAUGAGCUACCAGAAGAGGUGCAAAAGGAACUGAUGGCAGAGUGGAAGACAGCUGGAGCAGUGCUCCACUCUGUACAUAAAUAAGCUCACUCGGGAAAAGGGCCAGAAAGCAAGGGAGUCAUCAGUCUCACAUUAGCUUCCCAUAAGCUCUUUUUAUUUAAAAGCUACUAUUCAGUGAUGUAGAAAUUCCAAUGUAAGGUGUUCCAAAUAAAGUAACAAUGCGUGCAGGAGAUAGAUUCUAGCAAAAAAGAAAAAAAUAUCCAUAAUGUGAUAAUGUAAAAAAAUGCUAUCUUCCUGUUAUUUCUACAGCUGUUUUAUAUCAUUUUCCAAUAAAAGGAAUAUCAUGGUCAA